Camelina sativa (false flax) is the source of this 3191-nucleotide messenger RNA. RefSeq names its product glutamate receptor 2.8. Gene Ontology annotation, cellular component: membrane. The record is from RefSeq and is a predicted model, not a curated record. Gene Ontology annotation, molecular function: ligand-gated monoatomic ion channel activity. NCBI's taxonomy places the organism in Eukaryota, Viridiplantae, Streptophyta, Magnoliopsida, Brassicales, Brassicaceae.
UAUAACAGACGAAAAGAGAAGUUAGAGAAUCACAUAACACCUCUAUUUAUGAAUAAUGACCAACCCAACAAAAACUAAUAACACCUUUCUGAGUUACUUUGUCUUGUUCGUUUGCGUUUUUUUAUCGAUGGGGGUUGGUUUAGGACGAAGCCAAACAAGUGAAAUCAAAGUAGGAGUAGUUCUUGAUCUCGAUACAAAGUUUUCCAAGAUCUGCCUCACUUCUAUGAACAUGUCGUUGUCCGAUUUCUACAAAGAACAUCCUAAUUACCGCACAAGACUUGCGCUUCAAGUCAGAGAUUCGAUGAAAGAUACUGUUCAGGCUUCAGCUGCAGCUUUGGACCUAAUCCAGAACGAGCAAGUGAGCGCCAUCAUCGGACCAAGAAACUCUAUGCAAUCACAGUUUAUGAUCAGACUCGCCAACAAAACUCGUGUACCGACCAUCACAUUCUCUGCAUCAAGCCCUCUUUUAACAUCCAUGAAAAGCCCUUACUUCGUCAGAGCCACUGUAGAUGACUCAUUCCAGGUCAAAGCCAUUGCAGCCAUUGUUGAAUCCUUUGGAUGGAGACGUGUCGUCGCCAUUUAUAUGGACAAUGAAUUAGGAGAAGGAAUCAUGCCUUACUUGUCUGACGCUUUACAAGACGUGCAAGUCGACAAAAGUGUGAUCUCCCCGGAGGCUAACGAUGACCAGAUUCUGAAGGAACUUUAUAAGCUCAUGACGAAGCAAACUAGGGUUUUCGUUGUCCACAUGGACUCACGUCUCGCUUUACGGCUUUUUCAGAAAGCUAGAGAGAUCGGGAUGAUGGCAGAAGGGUAUGUAUGGUUAAUGACCAAUGGAAUGACGCACAGGAUGAGACACAUCGACCAUGGUCGUAGCUUAAAUACUAUAGAGGGCGUUUUAGGUGUGAGGAGCUAUGUACCCAAAUCAAAAAAGCUUGAAGAUUUCCGUUUGAGAUGGAAAAGAAGGUUCGAGAAGGAGAAUCCAUCGAUGAGGGAUGAUGUAAACGUUUUUGCAUUAUGGGCGUAUGAUUCAAUCACUGCAUUGGCCAUGGCCGUGGAGAAUACAACCUUAAAGAGCUUACAAUACGAUAAUGUGAACACCUCGAAAAAUAAUAUGACAGAUUUGGGGAGCGUAAGGGUCUCUCGCUACGGUCCAAGUCUUCGAAAGGCUCUCUCGGAAGUAAGUUUCGAGGGUUUAGCAGGAGAGUUUAAUCUCACGGACGGGCAGCUCCAGUCACCAAAGUUUGAGAUCAUAAAUUUUGUCGGAAAUGAAGAGAGGAUAAUCGGAUUUUGGACACCGAGCAAUGAACUUCUCAGUGCCAAUUCAAACAAAACAACUUCGUUGGGGCCGGUGAUAUGGCCAGGUAACUCGAUGGUUGUUCCUAAAGGAUGGGUGAUUCCAACUAACGAGAAGAAGCUUAAAGUGGGCGUUCCAGUAAAGAAAGGCUUCUUUAAUUUCGUGGAGGUAAUCACAGAUCCUAUCACUAACAUAACAACCGCAAAGGGUUACGCCAUAGACAUCUUUGAAGCUGCUCUUAAGAAGUUGCCUUAUUCAGUUAUUCCACAAUACUACGGUUGCGAGUCUGUAGAUGAUGAAUACGAUGACAUAGUCGAAAAAGUCUAUGACGGGACUUUGGAUGCGGUUGUUGGAGAUGUAACCAUCACAAGGCAUAGGUCCACGCAUGUUGACUUCACGUUACCGUACACAGAGUCUGGAGUAUCUAUGAUGGUGCCGGUGAGAGACAAUGAGAAUAAGAACACAUGGGUGUUCCUCCAACCUUGGACCUUAGACUUAUGGGUCACCACUGGUUGUUUCUUUGUCCUCAUUGGUUUUGUUGUGUGGCUUUUCGAACAUAGAGUCAACACGGACUUCCGUGGACCGCCUCACCACCAGAUCGGCACUAGCUUUUGGUUCUCCUUCUCUACCAUGGUUUUCGCCCACCGUGAGAAGGUAGUAAGCAACUUAGCAAGGUUUGUGGUGGUUGUGUGGUGCUUUGUGGUGCUUGUUCUAAUUCAGAGCUACACAGCAAACCUCACCUCUUUCUUGACAGUACAACGUUUUCAACCAGCGGUCACAAGUAUGAACGAUCUCAUAAAAAAUGGGGACUAUGUAGGGUACCAACACGGAGCUUUCGUUAAAGAUAUUCUAAUAGAUGAGGGAUUCCAAGAAUCUCGGCUCGUGCCUUUUGGUUCUUCGAAAGACUGCAAUGCGUUAUUUUCCAACCGCAGUAUUGCAGCAGUGUUCGACGAAGUCCCCUACCUGAAGGCCAUCCUUUCUCAAAAUUGCACCAAAUAUGCAAUGGUUGAACCUACAUUUAAGACUGCUGGUUUUGGCUUUGCGUUCCCCAAGAAUUCGCCUUUGACAGGAGAUGUCUCAAGGGCUAUCUUAGAUGUGACUCAAGGAGAUGAAAUGCAACAAAUCGAAAAAACAUGGUCUAUGAAACAGAAUGAUUGUCUUGAUCGAAAGACCGAUCUUUCGUCCAACAGUCUCGGCCUCAGUAGCUUCUGGGGUCUGUUUCUAAUAGCAGGCAUUGCCUCUUUCUUGGCAGUACUAAUUUUUGUGGGCAUUUUCUUGUACGAAAAUAGGCACACACUAUUUGAUGAUUCUGAAGCAUCGAUUUGGGGAAAGCUAACGUCUUUAUUUAGAAUCUUCAAUGAGAAAGACGAAAAGUCGCACACUUUCAGGAACAGUACCGUUCAUAACGUGAGUUCACCUAUGACACACUACACACCGAGCCCAUCAGCUAUGCAAAUCGUACCAUGGCCACAAAGCUCAUCACAAAAUAUGGAGUUUGAGCUAAGAAGAAUGUCUUUUAGCCCGAACGAAGAAGGCUUUAUUACACAAACAAUACAUCAUGAAGACGAAGCAUCUAUUACUGAAUGUAGAGUUGAACAAUAGAUAGAAAUUUAGAAACUUCCAUAGCAAGUAAUAGAUAAUUUAGGUUGAUUGCAUAUUCUUCCAUGAAAGUUAUUAUUCUUUUAUAUGUAACAAAUUAGACGCUCAACUCCCUAAUUUAUUUAUUUUUUUAAUUGACCACUCGUGGGAUUGAUUGAUCAUCAGUGUAAUGUAUGUUCAGUCUCAUAGCAACGCUGAAAACUUCCUAUAGACAUAGUGGCGAGUGAUUGAUUUUAUGGCAGGUUCCUAUAUGUAGCCAAAUAACGAGAAUUUCUUUUUAAAGUAAAGCCUUCGCAUU